Solea senegalensis (Senegalese sole) is the source of this 2566-nucleotide messenger RNA. RefSeq names its product plexin domain-containing protein 2-like. NCBI's taxonomy places the organism in Eukaryota, Metazoa, Chordata, Actinopteri, Pleuronectiformes, Soleidae. Bases 259 to 1974 code for a protein of 571 amino acids. The transcript is spliced from 14 exons. The record is from RefSeq and is a predicted model, not a curated record.
CCCUAUGUUUUAAAAAAAGAAAACACUUGUUUAUAAUAGUGAAAGUUACGACAGCACGUGAAGGCGUCGUAGCUUCACACUCGGAGCUGCAGUGAACAGACGCACAGUUGACUUUAACAUGGACGUUAACGAGAGGAGAAGCUCACUGCGAAGCGACGGAAACAAUUAAGUUUACAUUAUACGCCUGUUUCUUUUUUCUUUAUUGAAUUCUCACAGUUUUUCCCCCCGUGUGCACACUGGCAGUCAGUCAGAAGAAGGAUGGCGGUGCAGAAGACGAGUCAUGUGAUUGCAGGAGUGCUCAUCGUUUUCCACUUUCAAAUAAGCUCCACGAUGAAGCUCAAACCUGCCACGGGACUUGACCACAGUGACCUGCCGGAGCGAGGCCUGCAUGGAAACACGGAGAGUCCCGAGUCCAGCGAGAGGAGGUGGCCGUCCAGGCCCAGGACUGUGGCUCCUGAGUGGUCUGCUGAUAAGAGGAACCACUACAGAGACCAGCACCAACCAGAGGAGUCCGACCUCGACCUGAUGAUGCAAGAAGGACAUGACAAUUCUACUCAGAUAGUGGACACCGAUCACGCCUACUACACAUCUAAAAUCUACGGCCCUGGAGACGCAGCUGGUAAAGAGCUGUGGGUGAAUGUUGAUGAGAUGGAGGAGGACGAGUGGAAGGUCCGCGGCUUCCUGUCCAGCACCCACAGACAGGCCGAGCGAGUGAAUCUUUCCUUUGACUUUCCUUUCUACGGACAUUUUCUGAAAGAAAUCACAGUGACAAGCGGAGGUUUCAUUUACACAGGAGAGAUCAUCCACCGUCUGCUCACAGCGACUCAGUACAUCGCUCCUCUGAUGGCAAACUUUGACCCAAGCCUUUCCAAAAACUCUACUGUGUUUUACUUUGAUAAUGGAACUGCACUGGUGGUUCAGUGGAACCGUGUUCCCCUCCAGGACGUCAGUCUGGGGACGUUUACCUUCCAGGCCGUUCUCCACAGUGACGGACGGAUCGUCUUUGCAUACAAAGAGAUUCCAAUCGACAUCGGCGACAUCAGCACUGACAAUCACCCUGUCAAAGUGGGCUUAUCGGAUGCUUUUGUGGUGCUUCAUGAGAUAGAGCAGAUUCCCAAUGUUAGGAGGAGAACCAUCUAUGAGUAUCACAAAGUUGACAUCCUUAAGUCCAAAAUCUCCAACUCUACAUGUGUGGAGAUUAUACCACUCCCUACGUGUCUCCAGUUCUCCAGCUGUGGUCCGUGCGUCACGUCUCCCAUUGGCUUUAACUGCAGCUGGUGCAGUCGACUGCAAAGAUGCUCCAGUGGCUUUGAUCGUAACAGACAGGACUGGGUCGACCUCGGCUGUCCAGAGGAGAGAAGGGAUCCCCGGUGCCUCCACAGUCCUGACGUCACGAACGGCACGUCUCGCCGCACGAUUCUCACUCCCGUCACAGAGACUCCUGUGCAGCAGAGGAUUUCCAGCGUCACCUCCAACCUCCUGAGCACGACAUCCACCGCCACCGACCCCUCAACACCCAGCAGCACGUUAGCUCCACAGCCUUCAAACAGCAAUCCCACAGACGACGAUGGAAAGAUCUUGUUCCACAUCAAUGAAGCACCAGGACACGUCAAUAACACGGGACCGAGUGAAGAGCGGCUGCAGAUCGGCCUCCUCGCGGGUAUCGUUGUGACGAUGGUCGUCAUGGCAGCGGUCGUCUUGUCGUCCUUUUACAUAUACAACCAUCCAACAUCCAGCGUCAGCCUCUUCCUCAUGGAGCGACGGCCAACACGCUGGCCAAUCAUGAAGUUCCGGCGUGGUUCUGGUCGGCCCUCGUACGCAGAAGUGGAAGCUCCCAGUCAGGACAAAGACGGCAACGUGGUCAUUGACCCUAAACAGUCUUUUGUCAUGUCGGACAGAAGAGAGAGCGAGCAGAAAGAAGGAUUCAUAGUCCCCGAUCAGAAGGAAUGCUUCCUGAUCUCUGACAGUUCCUGACCAAAAACUACAUAACCCAGAAGGCUUCAGUGGACAGAGCUGGUUCUCUAUGUGAGUUAGCGUUCCUUCCUUAAAUGGUGAUGCAGCGCUUUAAGGACAGAAGCUCUAACUACAGAUUUCAUGUUUGCUGGUUGAGCCGUAGAAUAUUUUUAUUACAGUUGGGAGUUAAGUUGUAUAAAACUUGUUUACUUCACUCAGGUUUUGCGAUCACUUCUCAUUCCCACACCUACUUCACAAGGAGGAAUGUGAUAUUUGGGUGUCGAAUCCUCACCAUUACACCCACCUUCAGCUGAGGGGCAACGCUUCAAAUUCUUUUAUUUUUCAUACUUAAACACUCACUUUGCUUUGCUGUACAAUAUUAUAUACACAAGGGAAAAUAAGUGUAGACAUGACUGCCUGGUUUAAGUCACUACACAUUAUUAAUAUAAGCUUUUCCAUGGAUGUCAAAUCUACAAUUAAUGGCAUUAAAAAGUCUAUAAAUAAAAUCACUUACAUACUGUGUAACCCUAUUCAUGAAGUCUUAAAAUGCUGCUCUGUUACAUCAAUUUUUUUUUACCAAUGUGAAAAUAAACUAAUUUCUGAAAAAGCGGCA